This is a messenger RNA of Physcomitrium patens, 2346 nucleotides long. Its product is annotated as DNA-(apurinic or apyrimidinic site) endonuclease 2. Gene Ontology annotation, biological process: base-excision repair. Gene Ontology annotation, molecular function: zinc ion binding; phosphoric diester hydrolase activity; double-stranded DNA 3'-5' DNA exonuclease activity. The record is from RefSeq and is a predicted model, not a curated record. Lineage: Eukaryota; Viridiplantae; Streptophyta; Bryopsida; Funariales; Funariaceae. Gene Ontology annotation, cellular component: nucleus.
AUUCCGGUGUCCGGGUUCUCGUUAGAUCAUGAACGACGCGAUUUUGCAUAGCGUCGGAGGAGCUCCAGGAGCAUGGUCGGGCGAACCCACACUGGAGCUUCGUCGUAGCUGGGAAACUGCGUUGAAAUCGUGAAGAAUCGUGGAGAAUCGGUAAUGGGUUUUAGAGGGUUUAUGAGCUCAGUUGGACACAUCUCGUGGUGUCCACUGAUUGCUGACAAGGGCAGUGAAGGGAUCUGAGUGUUGGAAUUGCUCAGAAACGGUGCCAAUGGGUUUGUGAGAUUCGAGCCGCAUGGCAGCAGCAUCGGAAAAGGGUGUCAGGUGUUAGAGGAACGCGUGUGGCCGAGGAAACCGCAAUGCGAAUCGUGACGUAUAACGUGUUUAGUCUGCGAGCUCGCCUCGUACCGCCUCGCACCUUGAAGUCUUUCCUCGACUCUCUCGAGUCUGACAUCAUCUGUUUACAGGAGACCAAAUUAACAAGGCAAGAGCUUACGGCCGAGAUAGCAGUGGCGGAUGGAUACGAAUCAUUCUUCUCUUGCACUCGAACUGUCUCAAAGGGACGUGUCCGUUAUUCUGGAGUAGCAACGUUCUGCCGCACACCCACUGCCGUGCCUGUAGCUGCAGAUGAAGGCUUCACAGGUCUUCUCCAUACAAAUCGAACUGGAGAAAUAGAAGGUGGCAAGGCACGGGUUGGGUGCUACGAAGAGGUUUUAAACAUGGAGAAUAUGAGUCGGCAGGACUUACUACAACUGGAUUGGGAGGGUCGCUGUCUAGUUACUGAUCAUGGCUCUUUUGUUUUGUUUAAUCUUUAUGGACCAAGUGUUGGCCCUGAUAAUGAAGAACGCUAUGAAUUCAAGCUAAGAUUUUAUAGAGCUCUACAGAACAGAUGGGAAGGGUUGUUGAAGAAUGGGCGAAGGGUGAUAGCAGUUGGGGACUUCAAUAUAUCGCCUUUCCCUAUUGAUUCCUGCCACUCUGAUUCCAACCCCGAUUUUGAUAAGAGUUCAAUUCGUCAGUGGUUUCGAUCUCAGCUGCGAGCCAAUGGAGGCCCUUUCGUUGACGUCUUUCGAGAAAUCCAUCCAAUCAGAGAGGGAGCUUACACGUUUUGGAACCAAAUGUCAGGUUCAGAAGAAUUUAAUUACGGAACAAGACUUGAUCUUAUCAUUGCGGCUGGCGGUUGUUUCCACCAGGUUCGGUCCGAAGAGAGCAAUUCUCUCUUGAAGGCUGAAGAGAGUCACCAUUUUGGAACUUGUGAAGUUGAGGACUGUGACAUCCUUCUUGAGUUCAAACGCUUCAAAGCUGACUCUGUUCCACGAAGGGGAGGAGAGAAGACCCAAAAAUUGGACGGCUCAGACCACGUGCCUGUUUAUGUGCAACUCAGACCGCAGCCACCCUUAGAACAGCAUGAUGUGCCUCCUCUUGCGGCCCGUUUCAUGCCAGAAAUUCGGGGACGCCAGCAAAGUAUUGCAUCUUUCUUACAGAAAAGAUCUUGUAGUCUGAUUAUGGACAUUGAAGCACAGAAGGAAACGAAGCCUAGAUUGUCGCUUCCCACAGCCACUUGUGUGAGGAAAAAUCCACCCAAAGUGACGAAGUUUCUCAAGUCCCAAAAUAGUAAACAAAAAAGCCUUCACUCGUUCUUCAUGCUGCCAACAACGAAGGGGAAGGAGAACACUGAAGCCGCAAACGCCUUCAAACUUGCCUUCCAAGAUUCAGAUUCUGAAACCCUCUUAAAACCAAGCCUAGAGCAAUCUCAGACGUUUGUGAUUAACAGCCCACAUGACGGAGGUUUAGCCCUUCCCGAGUUUGACGAAGGAAGUAUAGACGCAAGCUCUUCACAUAUGUCUCGAAUUUCAAGAAAUGAUGCACUGCCAUCAUCAGAUAGUCAAGAGACCAAUGCGGAACCCACAGACUCGUCCAACACUAGCUCACUGAAGCAAGAUUGUACCUGUGAAUCACAGAACCAUGUUCCCGAGGCCGUCGAGACUGUCGAGACCGCCGAGACCAAUGAAAAACUAUCAGCUAAAAUCGAAUGGCAGAGAAUUCAAAAGACAAUGAUGAAUAGAGUCCCUAUGUGCUCUGGCCACAAUGAACCUUGUGCUACAUAUGUGAUGAAGAAACCAGGCCCCAACCAUGGAAGAAAAUUCCACUGCUGUGCCCGAGCUCAGGGCCCGUCUUCAAAUCCCGAGGCGAAGUGUAAAUAUUUUAAGUGGCAGAAUAAGUACAAGUAGCCUAGACAAGCAUCGUCUUCCGGAUUCAUUCACUUACUCAUUUUAUUCUCACAGCUACAGUUGUGUGUCAAAGCAUCCCACUAAUUGCAAAAAGUCCUCCGCUUUUGGAUGCCAGUUUCGUACA